Molecule: messenger RNA, 948 nt
Organism: Rotaria socialis
Lineage: Eukaryota; Metazoa; Rotifera; Eurotatoria; Philodinida; Philodinidae
Source: the annotation of a GenBank genome assembly
AUGGUAAAAACUGAACAUCACUAUCCAUUACCAUGGGAAGCAUCUCAUCAACAACAAGUCGACUAUUAUUUGGAUGCACCCACUAAUACUUAUGCAAAUGUUAAUUCAAUCAUUCAUAAUAAACAUCAAAUAUCUUCAAUAGAUACAUCACAAAUUGGAUCAUCAUUAGCAUCGGGAAAAAGUUCAUCAUUACCACUAACUGAUUUUAAUUCAACAAGUUCAUCCAAUUCUAAAGAAAUAUAUCCAUGGAUGAAUGAAAAAAAACAUGGAAAUAAUAAAAAUACACAUAAUUCAAGAAAUCCUACUAUUAAUUCGAAUUCUGCAACUUCAUCGUCUUCUGAUAAAUGCAAUUCGACAUCAUCGAAACGAGCUCGAACAGCGUAUACAAGUGCUCAAUUGGUUGAACUUGAAAAAGAAUUUCUCUAUAGUAAAUAUUUGAAUCGUGCGCGACGCAUUGAACUGGCUGGAACGCUUUGUUUAACUGAACGACAGAUCAAGAUAUGGUUUCAAAAUCGUCGAAUGAAAGAUAAAAAAGAUGGCAAAAGUCGCACAUCAUACAUAAAUGGAUGCAAUGCUAAUCUAAAUACUUCACCAUUGGCUAGUUCAACCACUGAAAAAGAUGAUUUAUCUCUUCUUUCAUAUCACCAUCAUCAUAAUAAUUAUUAUCAACCACCACCACCACCCGCAUCUAUGCCGGUAGCAUUUCCUACAACGUCAUCAUUUCAAAAUCAACUUAAUAAUUAUUCAUCAUCUCCAACAUCAGACAUAUAUGACAUGGCAGCCAACUAUACUCUAAAACAAUCAAAUUAUUUUACUAAUGGAAAUAAUUUCAAAACAAAUUAUCAUAGUUCACGUCCACCGGUAUCAUAUGGUAAUUAUUAUUUUAAUGUAGAAAAUUCAACAAUUCAUCAUCAACAAACCGGUGCAAUAUUACCACCAUUUGCUUAG